Messenger RNA from Drosophila sechellia, 908 nucleotides. RefSeq lists its product as uncharacterized. The record is from RefSeq and is a predicted model, not a curated record. Gene Ontology annotation, molecular function: protein binding. The coding region runs from base 388 to 810 and encodes 140 amino acids. The transcript has a single exon. Lineage: Eukaryota; Metazoa; Arthropoda; Insecta; Diptera; Drosophilidae.
AUGGACGUUUCCCGACUGGCCCCGAUAAGGUUAUCGAAAAAUAUCGAUGCGUCGCCAGGGGUGCUUGAUCCGAAAUACAAUUUAAAAUCUUAAUAUAUAAAUAUAAUUAUGGUGUUGCCUAACUAAUAAUUCUAGUACCCUCAUGAUUCAUAAAAAGCAUAACCAUUGAAAAUUCACUUAAAAUUUUUAUUUUAAGCUUAAAUAUUUAGUUAGUUUUUUAGUUUAGAGUAAGGAAAAGCAGCCUGUUAAUAAAAAAAUUUUAUUGAGUACGCAUGGCUUCAAAUGUCAUAUCUAACCGGUAAAGUGUAACGGUUUCCAGUUGUCAAACGUAACUGUUGUUCAAAGUGUUCAAUUUGGAGAUUUACAGAUUGGAAUAGAAGAACUAGGAUGUGUCAACGGGCUGUGCGCGAUUGGUUGGUGCUAUUGACCAUGGAGAAGUACAUUGAUAUAUUCAUGGAUCGGGGGUACGACUGCAUUGAACGCUGCAAGCUUAUUAUCGUCAGCGAUCUGAUCAUGCUGGGAGUGGAUAAUCCCGCUCAUAGGAAGCUCCUGCUCGAAGGAGUCCGGUUCCUGAACAACGCACCCGAGCAGUUCAACUGCAUGGAGUCGUGUGAGCUGCACCAGGAGAUCGAACUGAAAUUAGACCCAGAUGUUGAGUUGUUUGCUUCGUUAAAGUUCUUGGAAAAUGUUGAUUUCCUAAAAGCACCAUAUUCGCUAACAUCUCCACAAAAGACGCUCAAAACUCGAGAUUCUUGCAAAUGGAAUGUCAAUGGUGUGGAUCAGUUACCUUCCAAAAAUUUGUUUGACUAAAUACAAACAAAGUAAAAAUAAUGCGUGUGAUCAGGAUCUUUAUAUAUUUUUAAGAACCAAUAAAACGCCAAUUGAAAAGCUGCCUUACAACACUAUCA